This is a messenger RNA of Coniosporium apollinis CBS 100218, 1830 nucleotides long. RefSeq lists its product as uncharacterized. The transcript has 4 exons. Gene Ontology annotation, biological process: intracellular transport. Bases 1 to 1830 code for a protein of 609 amino acids. Lineage: Eukaryota; Fungi; Ascomycota; Dothideomycetes. Gene Ontology annotation, molecular function: GTPase activator activity. Gene Ontology annotation, cellular component: cytoplasm; nuclear pore. The record is from RefSeq and is a predicted model, not a curated record.
AUGGCCCGGUCAACGCAGCGAUCCGGUUCGCCGCAGGCCCCCGACGAACCUACGUCACGCCCGAAGACUGUUACUUCUUCAGCGUUGGACAAUGGCGCGGCAGGCAGUGAUACCGAGGGCAGCGAACGACAGGCACGUGAGAAGCUAAGAGCAACGUCCAUCGCUGGCCUGCCUACGGACAACAUACCGGCUUCUGAUGCUCCUAUGGAAGAUGCAGUUACGGAAGGAGAAGCCAACAAAGGGCUAUCUGAUCAGCCAGCCGAGAACACGCCCGUUGGACAUCACGAAAGGGGCCGGUUGCGGAGGAAGCGAAGUAUAGAAGACGUUGAGGAGGGUCAUCCUACGGAUGAGCCGCCGACAGGAAACGCUGGACGGCACGUACGCAAGAGGUCAAGAGACAUUCAGUCUGGCCAGCACCUAUCAAGAAGCGGUUCGCGCAAGACGUCAGGCGAACAAUCGGUCCAAGAAAUCAGCGAGCAUGAGAUGGCCGAUGAGGAGACUCAGACUGCGCCGAAGAACAUAGUGAUGAACGGCACAAUAUUGGAGAGGCCAACUUCACCGCUCGCAGGUUCGGAUCAGCAAAAUGGCAAGGAGUUUUUGACUAGUCCAAAGAACAAAAGGACCCGCGAUGAGUUCCUUUUAGACCAAGAGAAAGCGUCUAAAGCAGAGAAUGAACACCAACCCACAUCUCAUCAAUCGCCGUCAACUGAAGUGCAGAAUGGUCUGACGGCUCAGGACAAGUCAACGCCUAUCGAGGAACCGAAGACAAAGCGUCAUCGGGACAGCAACAGCCCGCAACCUGCUGUAGAACAAGAAAAAUCUACCGUAGCUAAGAUUCCUCCUACCAGCGGCUUUGCAAACACUUCGGCCAACUCUCCCUUUAGUGCCUUAGCAGGCAGAAAAUCACCCUCCGCAUCAUCUCAAACUUCCGAAAGCGCGUUCAAAGCAUCAAGCUUCGGUGCGCUUGCGGGUUCUUCGACAUCAGGAUUCGGUGCUCUUGGCAGCUCGACAGGCGGCACCACCCCCUUCGGUGGGGUUGCCGCAAGCAACAAGGCGACUUCAGGUUUCGGCGCUGCCGCGCCAGCCGCCUCUUCUGCUGGUUCAGGGUUUGGUGGCCUCCUCGGAAGUGCCAAACCGUCUUUCGCGAGUGCCAGUACGGGUGCAUCCGGCUUCGGUUCACUUGCCGGUGGACUGGGAGGUGGCUUCGGAGGUGUUUCUGGCGGCGGAUUGAGCAGCUUCGCGGCUCCGGGUGCGUCUAGCAUCGUUGGUCUUAGCGACAAGCCUGCUAGGCCCUUCGGAGCUGCUGCGGAUGACGAUGAAGAAGAAGAUGGAGAAGCUGGUCAUGAUGAAGAAGACACCGUCAGGAGUCCCCGCACAGAUGAAGACGAAGGAAAGGAUCGGCGUUUCUAUGAACAAGACGUCGAGACGGGCGAGGAGAACGAGCGAGUUCUCUUCAGUUGCCGCGCCAAGCUCUACAACUUCGUCAAUGCCUCCGACAGCUCUGAUAAGAAGGAAUGGAAAGAGCGCGGUCAGGGCACAUUGCGACUGAACGUUCAAGAGCCACCGCCAGAAGAAAACCAGAAUGGAGAAAAGCCACGGAAGGCGCGAUUUGUUAUGCGCGCUGAUGGUUCUCACCGUGUAGUGCUCAACACGCCUGUGAAGAAGGAGCUGAAGGUUGGAGACUUUAAGGGCGAUAAACCCACAGGACAAUACGUCAUGUUCUGGGGCAGUCAUGGCGGAGCAAACUUAGAAUUGAUGCAGCUCAAGAUGAAGACAUCGAAUGCGGAAGAGUUAUGGCGCGUUGUCACGCAGCUGCAGGAAGAGAUUUGA